AUGUCGUCAAGUUCGGAUGAGAGUUCCAUGAUAUUGGAGGGAGUCUUCCAAAAAUCGCAAAGUACUGGCUCUCCUUUCGGUACAAUUACUAUUCUACAUGUUCUCCCGAGAGCCCUACGCAUUCUGGAAUACUUUGGAAUGGAAUAUGCUAUGACGGCAUCUACAAUUCUCAAUCUGGAUCCUGCUACAAUGCGCGAUAUUUUCCGCAAAGCAUCUGCCCGCUCUAUCGUUAGUGUGGAACAAAAAGUAGCACAACGGCCAGAGUAUGAAAUACCGGACUUGAUUCGAGAUUUGAAAAGCAUCAUCAACUUAUCCUCCAAGAUACAGUACCCAACCCCUUUGCUCAGUACCACCUUGUCAAUCAUUAUAGAAUGGCAGGAUACCCACCCACAGUCUUAUAGCGUUGGUUAUUUAGGGUCUCCCACCCUUAUGCAUUUGCACAAUCGUGAACUGCACAAACCUCAAUCACAACGUAUAGUAGUCGUUGGUCUUGGCAUUAUGGGACUAGGCAUGGCUUUGUCUCUACAGAAAUUGCAUCACGUUACUGGAUGUGAUAUUGACCAGGAAAGACUUGACGAAGCAAAGUCGGCGUCUCUACCGGUGACAACUGACGUGGCUAGUUGCUUGGACAAGACUGAUUGCUUGCUAUUCGUUCUUGAGAAAUCAGAACAGAUUCUUUCUGUGAUUGGAGAGAUUUCAAGCCAGCUUAAAUCAAGACGGAAGGCUCUGGUCAUCAUCGCUCACACAACCAUGUCUGCGUCGUCAUCAAUUGAGAUCAGGGACCGAAUCUUCCAACUUAACAAUACUAUCUCAUAUCUAGAGGCUCCAAUUUCAGGCGGCCCGAAUAGGGCAAAUAGUGGCGAACUUUUGAUAAUCACGGGGGGCGAGCGAGCCGUUGUCGAAGAUAAACUCUCUGUUCUUCAGCAGAUGUCUACCACAAUCUAUUUCGCAGGCAGGAUCGGCAACGCAAGCAAGAUGAAGGCUCUACACCAAAUUAGCGCCGCCAUCAACCAUGCUUCCUCAUUCGAGAUCACUUGCCUGGGACUCCAUUGUGGAAUCAAGAGCGAGAUAUUAUACGACGUCCUUGUAAAGUACGCGUACAAUCAAUACUUAGCAGACAGGCUGCCAAAAUUCCUGGCUGAGGAUUAUACCCCUGACGCUCGACUAUCAAUUUGGUUGAAAGAUUUGGAAAUCGCUCGGAACCAAGUUUCCGAGACUGAGAUUAAUUUGUCCAUUAUUGACAAACUCUUGUUCUUAUUCAAGAAAGCAGCUGAAAAUGGUGAUGUGUCAAACUCUGACAUAUCUAUCGCUCAAUUUUGGAAUUGCAGUUUAGAGGAAGUGUAG
This is a messenger RNA of Fusarium venenatum, 1344 nucleotides long. Its product is annotated as NAD binding domain of 6-phosphogluconate dehydrogenase-domain-containing protein. Gene Ontology annotation, molecular function: oxidoreductase activity; NAD binding; NADP binding. The record is from RefSeq and is a predicted model, not a curated record. NCBI's taxonomy places the organism in Eukaryota, Fungi, Ascomycota, Sordariomycetes, Hypocreales, Nectriaceae.